Polistes canadensis is the source of this 4445-nucleotide messenger RNA. RefSeq names its product FGFR1 oncogene partner-like. Gene Ontology annotation, biological process: microtubule anchoring. NCBI's taxonomy places the organism in Eukaryota, Metazoa, Arthropoda, Insecta, Hymenoptera, Vespidae. The record is from RefSeq and is a predicted model, not a curated record. The transcript has 7 exons. Gene Ontology annotation, cellular component: centrosome. The coding region runs from base 313 to 1803 and encodes 496 amino acids.
AGUAGUAUUUAGUGCUAUCUAAAAUGUAAUUUUUUUUAUAAGUGAAGCUAAUAUCGAGGAUUUAUACGCCACGUUUAAAUUGAUAUUAUUGAAAGAAUUGAUGAAGUCUGAAAAAGACAAGUGGAAUGAUAAAAUACACGCCAUCUGAUGGAUUUCCUUGUUAAUCAAACUGUCCAAGGAAACGAUGGGAGUUGUUUCUUCCCCUCCGUUGUAAUACCACCAGCCUUACGUGUUGCGAAAGAGGACACACGAUGGAAAUUGUAAACAUUUACGUGUCUUGAGUGUUUAGAGGGACAAUUUUUAUUUGUAAUCAUGAUAGACAGUAACAUUUCCAUGGAGGAGGAUACUGAAUUACGAGAUUUAGUGGUACAAACUCUUGAAAAUAAUGGUGUUCUCGCUAAAGUCCGGGCUGAAUUAAGGGCUAGUGUGUUUUUAGCUCUGGAGGAACAGGAAUCUGUAAUGAAUCCAGAACCACUCCUCAACAAAACAGUAAAACAGUACCUGGCUAAUUCCGAAGGAAAAUUACUAUUUUCAUUGGUUAGGGAGUUCCUAGAAUAUUUUGGUCUGGAUUAUACUAUAUCUGUAUAUGAUCCAGAAACGUAUAUUGGAAAAGAAUAUAACUAUGUCGGUAGAAAUAAAUUAUGUGAAGAAUUGGGUAUUAAUUCUUCUGAACCAUUACUUGGAGAAAUUUUAAAGAAUAGCAUGAAUAUCUGUAACAUAACACAAAAGGUGGAAUCUAAUGAUAGUAGACAUAAUAAAACAAACGAAACAUCAACAAACUUUGCAAAUGCAACCUUUGAAGUUCCUGUACCAAAAAUUCUACAUACCGAAUCAUUGUCAAAUGACAAUGAUUCUUCUGAGAAACUUGGUAGUUUCUCGGAACAAAGCACUAGUAUUCCAAUAAAUGUGACAAUAACUGACAAAAAGAAAAAUAUGCAAACAUUACAUAAUGAUUUAUUAGGUGAGUCACAUGACAAAGAACAAAAUUCUCUCAGGGAAAAUAUAAUAGUUUUUGACAACGUAACUGAUAAAGACGGUAUUAAUGACAAAGGGAACAAUAUACAUUCUGAUAAAAGUCCUAUAAAAAGAAAUGACACAUACGAAGUAAUAAAUCAUACACUAAAAGAAACUGCCACAAUUGCACCUGGUCAAACUGAUAUGUUCAAUAAAGAAGGACCUUUUAUUACAUUUGAUGAAUCUAUAGUAUCUGAAAUGCAACAAAAUCAAAAUGUGGAUGUUACAAAACAAAAUAGUAUAAAUAAUAAAGAACUACAUAUUAUGAAUAAUGUACAAAAUAAAAAAGAGAUUAAUAUAGAAUGUAACUUUGGAAAAGCUAUUUACUUUGAAGAAAUUAUUGUUGACGAAAAAAGAGACAAUGUUGGUACUGUACAUAAAGCUGAAUCUUCAUCACCUUUAGAUAAGUCUGGUUCUAUAUUUGAUCUGCCACCAUUAAACGGGAAAAAAACUAAUAUAAAUGAUAUAAAAGAAUUAAUGGAUGUUGGACUUGCAUUAGAUAAUGUAGACAAUUACGAAGAAGAUUUUGUGUCAUCUGCGUCGGGUAGUUUUAAUGAACAGAGUCCGUCUAAAGAAUUACAAGAAUUGGACAAUUCUUUACAAGUACAUGUGAAAAAAGAAGAUACAAUCCAAAGUACUCGUAGUGAGGACAUCAGCGAAGAAAUAGAAGAAACUGAUGAAAUACUGAGUAGUACUUCGUGCCUUCAGGGUGUGAAUAUAAAUGAAAAGGAUGAAAAAGUUUCACAUUUCACAACGGGUAUUACAACAAAUUAUAGCAAUGAGAUAUAAUCUUAACCGAUAUUAUCAUAAUAAGAUUCUGUUAAGAGUCUUAAAUACCUUAUUCGAUUAUAAUUUUGACAAGUGUUUCUCACAUUGUAGUUGCUUUACAACGAUAAGAAUGUUAUUUUGUUGUGCAUAGUAAUGCUAGAGUACAGGAAGUACUGCUUUCGGGGACUAAUAUCCUAUACUAAGGCAUCAUGUGUAAGACUAUGCUGAUUAUUAUGGAUUGAGAAACUUACUGGAUUUAUUUUGCAGUUUUUAAUAAGGCACUGCCAGCUAUGGCUGAAUACUUAUAAGUCGCGCUGCAAAAAUCAUGGAAGGAAAAUGCCUUUAUGAGCAUUUUUCUAUUCAUUGCAUUUCUCUAUUUUAUAUAGAUUAAAUGAUGUAUUUUUCUACAUUUUAUAGAUUUAAGAAGGAAAUGUAAUUUUUAUUAUAAAAAAAAAAAAGAAAAUAUUUAAGUUUAUGACCGAUCCAUAUACUUUUGGAAGUGAAUACAGUAAAAAUGAAACGAAGUAAUAGAAAUCUAUAUAUUAAAACUAUUAACUAAUAUUUAAUCUAUGUCUAUAUUGUCAAAAAAAUACUAGCUUUUUAAUAGGCUCUGUUAAUAGCAACAAAAAAAUUCUUUACAUUUCUUUGAUAACUGGUAAAUGCAUAGAAUCUCUCAAUUUGAUUAAGAAGCCUAAAUUUGGGAAGUGGUGGGGAGAGAAUUUUAGUAAAAUGACUGAUAAUUACAAAGUACUUGUUGCAUUAUUUUGAGACUGACAGUAUUUUGAAUAACUGGAUCUUCAUUUCUAAACAAAUCACAUCAUUUUGGGAAACAUAAUUAGUAAUUAAUGUCAAGAAUAUUACAAAAAAAUAUCUAUGUCUUAAGCGACGUAUGAUGAAAUGAUUUUUUUACUUCGUACAUAAAUACGUAAUUUGCCAUGAAUUGUUAAAAAAACAAAAUGAACACAUAGAUUUUAAUAUUGCAAUAGUAAAAGACUUCAAUGGAGGUACAUAGUAUGAGGCAAUUUUCCUUCUAUGUUAUACGUAUGUGCCUAGUAUUAUUAUCCUUAUGAGCAACUUGUAUAAGUGUUACAAUAUUUCAAGGACCAGGAAACUAUUGAUUGAGUUAUAGUUAAUUAAUAACGAGAUCAAUUUUUUUAAAGGAAUAUUCUUAGUAUUUUAUCCUUUUUGUGCUUGACAGAAAAAUUCCUGAGUCUAAUUUUAUGACUGAAUAUAUGAUUCAUUACCUCAUUUAAUUAAACAUAGAUGCUGCGAUAUCUAUAAUAUCAGUAAACCAUCCGUCUAAUAAUGGAUUGCCUAAAAUAAAUCCGUCAAAUUAUUUUUUUGAUAACAAUGGUGCUAAAUAUUUGAAACUAAAAUAAUUUAUGAAGGUUGAUGAAGCUAUUCAAGAUGAAAAUUUAGGUGCUUAUCUAUCAUCUAGCAACACUGUUUGCAAGAGAUUAGUAAUUAACAAAAGUUGUAGGGUAGGAUCUUAAUUUUUGGGCAAUCCAAUACAAUGAAGAAUAUUUAAUAUAGAAAAGUUCGCUCUAUGUAUGACGCAAUAACUGAGUACAAUUCAAAAUGGAUUGACAGGAUGCUUGACAAAUCAAAAUCCUUUUGUAAAAACACGUAGCUUGCUAUAUUUACAAAAGAAUUUUCAUUAACAGCUAAAAUCUGAUAAUAUCACAUAUGCUAAAUGGCAUAGUUCAUUCAGACAAAGAGAUUGUAUGCUUGUAUAAUAUGUACCAUGUAUAAAUUUGAUUAUAUAGUAAUUAGAUUAUUUAAAAUAUAUAUAUACAAAACUUUUUACAAACUUCAUGUACACUUCAUGUACACUAGAUUUUUGUACUACAUGUACAACCAAUACAUAUUUCUUUUUUUUUAAUUAUUUUCAUCAGAAAUGUUACAUUAGUAAAAUUAUUAUAUAAAAUCAUAUAAUACUAUGUAACAUAUCUCUUAGUCUGAAUCAACAUUUAUCCCAGUAUGAUCAUUAAAUCAGGUGUGUUCCUGGCCAAUCAGCGUGGUUACAUCUUGUUUUCAGUACAGUAUACAGUUUUAUGAAAGAAUUCAGAACUGGUUUGAACAUUCCCACAUUCUAUAAGAUAUAAGAACUAGAUACAUUCCAUUAUUGUUAUUAAGAUAAUUUUUUGUUUGUUCAUUAGCUUUAGAGAACAUAUCUAUUAAAAUAGAAUUUUUCUUACAUUUUAUAAAAAGACUAUGCGAUAUAGAAAUAAUCUAUGAUCAUCAUUAAAUAAUUACAGCAUCAUCAGAUUUUAUUUAAAAUAGAUGUUGAAAGCAAUUCUCAGAAGGGUUUACUAAACAAUAGAAAUAUUUGUUAUUAGCGAUUUUAUUUUGGAGGUAGUAUAUAAUGAUUAAUAGUACAAUUCAAUACUAACUAACAGUUUGCAGCUGCAUAUUUUCUCUGUUUUAAUAUCGAAUAGCUUUAUAUUAAGCUUUUCUGAAUAUGUAUCUAUCUAUAUUAAGCUGCAUCUUAUGACAUAAUAGUUCCAUAUUGAAAUCUAUCGACUCUUCAAUAUAUUUUUUACUACAUGAAACAAAGAAAAUUAAGAAUGAUCUUAUUGAUAUAUACUGAAAUUUUUAAAUUGCAGAAGGGUUGAUAAAAAGUUUAUUGAUGCUGUAGAAUAAUGAAUAUAUACUUACAUUCU